Molecule: messenger RNA, 6943 nt
Organism: Mobula hypostoma (lesser devil ray)
Lineage: Eukaryota; Metazoa; Chordata; Chondrichthyes; Myliobatiformes; Myliobatidae
Product: rootletin-like
Exons: 36
Coding region: 179-6358 (2059 amino acids)
Biological process (GO): cilium assembly
Cellular component (GO): centrosome; centriole
Source: RefSeq, a predicted model, not a curated record
GUAAAAUCAGUCUUCACUUUCUUCAAACCUCCCUGGAAGAUCCCAGGAGAUCGGUUAGUUGCAGACAGUUGGUUAAUGGAUACGGGAGCAGGCUUUUCCAACAAGUUUGACCGCCUCCCCUUCAGCUGGUUCUUGGUUCGCGGCGAGAGGUCCGGUCCUGCAGGCCCCUGACCCUCCGAUGAGUUCUUGCGGAGACCCUGCAGCCGAGGAGGGGUGCAAACUGGAAGCGGUGAUCCAGACCUUGCAGACGACAGUGCAGAGCGCAGAGAAUGGGAAGGGAUUCGUAUGUCGGGGAGAUGCCGAGGAUUCGCCACUGACGUGUCUCGCUGCCAAAAUACGGGAGAUCAUCACCAGAAAUUUCAUGGAGGAGCAGGCAUCAGUUUCCUCCCCGGAGAUGUCGUCCGUGCUGCCUCUUCAAGAAGAGAACAGCAUCCUGCAGCAGGAGCUGUCCCGCGUUGAGGACCUGCUGGCUCAGAGCCGAGCCGAGCGGGACGAGCUGGCGAUUAAAUACAACGCCAUCAGCGAGCGGCUGGAGCAGGCCCUGCGGCUGGAGACCGGAGACCGGGAGCGCGAGUGUCUGGAGAGCAAAAGCCUGUCACAGCAGAACGUUGAGCUGCGUCGGCGGCUGGAGGAGGAGCAGGCUUCCUAUAAACGCAAGCUUCAGGCCUACCAGGAAGGCCAACAGCGACAGGCCCAACUCGUCCAGAAACUUCAGUCCAAGGUCCUUCAGUACAAGAAGAAAUGUGGCGACGUGGAGCAGCAGCUGCUUGAGAAGGCCACAGAGCUGGAACAGCACCGUCUGUCGAGCCGCCUGGAAGUGACGGAAAUACCGAUGCCGCAUUCUGAAGAGGAGCAGAGCAACGAGCUGGAGAAUGCCCUCAUCCGACUGGAAGAGGAGCAGCAGAGAGGUGCCAGCCUCACCCACGUGAACUCCAUGCUCCGAGAACAGUUGGACCAGGCCAACUCCGCCAACCUGGCCCUGAGUGAGGACAUUCGCAAACUGACCUCUGACUGGACAAAGGCUCGGGAGGAGCUUGAGCAGAAGGAGGUGGAGUGGAGGCAGGAGGAGGAGUCCUUUAAUAUGUACUUCAGUAACGAACACAAUCGCCUGCUGACACUCUGGAGACAAGUCGUGAGUUUCAGACGUCACUUCUGUGAGAUAAAAUCAGCCAGUGAACGGGACCUGUCCGAGCUGCGGAACGACCUGGCAAGAUCCUCGCGCACGAUCCACGCCUCGUGCCUGAACCUGAGCGGCCACCUCCGGCUGUCGGAGAGCGGUGCGGCGGCUGCGCUGGAGAAGCGUUCGGCCCAGCUGGCACAGCUGGAGGAGCAGCUGCGCGACAAGGUGCGGGAGAUGAUGCAGCUACAGGCCAAGUGCGACCAGGAGAAGGCUGAGCAGAACGCCAGGAUCACGGAGCUGAUGGUGACUGUUGAGCGGCUGAGGACUCAGAACAUUGAGAAGGAGAAGAUCAUCAACAGCCUGAACCAGACAGUGGAGAACCUGGAGUUGAGACGAGCCGAGGCACAAGAUGUUCAGGACGGGGCUCAGUUCGAGUCUGUGAAAGCAGAGGUGGAAUCCUUGCAUCAAAUUCUGAGGGACAUUACCCAGGUCAUCAUUGCUGAUGCCGACAGCGGGGCUCAGACCGUGCCCGCUGAGCGGACUGGCGAGGUCACCGAGACGGACUCCUCUCUGUUCAGCCCCCUGGGGUUCUCGUCCAGCCUGCGCACGCCAUCUCCACACCGGCGCCCCUCGCCCCGCCGCAGCCAUUCGCCGGGACACCGCCUGUCACCCGCCCUCACUGACUCCAUGUGCUCGGCCAUCCAGGGCGCGGUGCAGAAGAGGCAGCUCCAGAUACAGGAACUGCGUGCUAGGAACGAAGCAGCCCAGGACCUGGUGGCCAGUCUGAGGAAGCACUUGGCCGACAGUGAGAGUGAGCGCCGGGCGUUGGAGCAGCAGAUCCUAAAGCUCCGGGAGGAGACCGAGGACCUGCUGAGGGCCAAGGAUGACGCCAAGCGCAACGCCAAUCGCUUCCGCUCUUCCGCUGACCUGCUGGGAAGUGAGAAGUCGAGCUUGGAGAAGUCCCUUCAGUGUCUGCAGCUGCAGACUGAGACGGUGCAGCAGGAGAACGAGAGGCUGCAGCUGGCCAAAGGCGAACUGCAGAGGCAGCGAGACAACCUGGAGGACGAGAAGGAGGACAUCCUGAAGGACAAGGAGAGGGCGCAGAAGGAAGUCGACCGAGGCUACAAGCUGAUUGAGCAGCUGGAAGGAAAGAACUCGAGUGUGAAAAAGGAGCUGGUGCAGGUUAAGGAGGCAUUGAAGCAAGCUUCGUUGGACAGGGAGGUUCUGGAGAACGAGAAGGCUGAAACUAAAGAGGCACUGUCCAAGGUGCAGAAUACCAGUGCGGAGAUGGAGGUGACCCUGAGCAAGCUGAGGACGGAGCAAGCCUCUCUGCGGGAUUCUCUGUCCAAGAUGAGUGCCUUCAAUGAGGGGCUGGCCCAGGACAAGGUGCAACUGAACAAGAUCAUCCUGGUGCUGGAGGAUGAGAAGAUGAUGCUGCUUGCUCAGAAGAAGGAAGUGGAGCAGGAGAAGACCUCAAUCCGGGAUGAGCUGGUCCGCCUGGAGCAAGAGAAGCUAGACCUCCACAACGAGCGCCACAGCCUGGACCACAGCCUGCAGAUGAUGGAGCAGAGCCGCGAGAACCUGGAGCAGGAUCUGAAGACCUGCCAGCAGGAGAAGGGAGAACUGCAGGAACAACUGGGACAGGUGACUCGACAGAAGAACAGCGUGAGCGAGGAGCUGGUGCAGGCGCGCCACGAGAUCGAGCGGCACAACGAGGCGCUGCUUCGCGUGGCCAAAGAGAAGGAGGAGCUGACCAGGCUGAAGGCGAGCCUCGAGGUCCAGCUCACCGCGUCAGAGCGCGAGAACAGGGCACUGGCAGAUGAAGGAGCGGGUCUCAGGUCUGAGAAGGAGGCCCUGGAGACGACGCUGUUUGACACCAGGCAAUGGCUGACUAUGCUGGAGACGCAAAAGGAACAGGCUGAAGGCGAGAAUCAGACGCUACUCCUGGCCAAAGAGGCUCUGCAAGCUGAAAGUAACCGUAUACAGAAGGAAAUAGAGGUGGAGACGACCAAGUGGGAACGAGACAAAGAACUUCUCGCUCAGAAACUCUCCCAGGCCCAGCGGGAAGCGCAGGUUGCCCUGAAAAACGAGCAGACAGCCCACGAGGAAGACGUGGACCGCCUGCAGCAAGAGAAGGAGUCCUUGCGUUUGGGGCUGGAGGAGGAACGAGAGGAACUGCUGCACCAGCUGAAGCAGGAGCGCGAGGAGCUGUGCGCUCGGUUUGAAGCCGAGAGAGAAGAACUCAGUGAGGAGAUCACCGCCCUGCAACAGGAGCGAGAUGAGGCUCUGUUGCUGGCUGAGAAUGAGAAGCAGCAGGCCUUAUCCUUGAAGGAGUCGGAGAAGGCCAUUCUCUCGGAGAAGCUCACCAGCGCUCAGCGGGAGCUUGGAAAUGUUUCAAUGGACAUGGAGCAACUGAGGCGAGACGCCAACAGCCGGCACGAGCAGGACCGGAACCAAAUUAAUAAUUUGACUUCAGAGUUGAAGAAUUUCCAUGCCCGGUUUGAGGAAACUGUCAGUAUCCACGAGCAAGAGAUGAAGACCCAGAAUGAGCAGUUCAAGGACCUGAUGAGACAGCGAGAAGCUACACUCCGAGAGGUGGAGGAGUUAAAGACGCAGCUUCAGGUAGCUGAAGACGCUCGCGACAGCAUCCGGCGUGACCUGAUUGAAGCUCACCGUAGGAUCCGGGAACAGCAGGAGACCCAGGAGGUCCAGCGUAAAGAAAUCCUGGACUUGAAACGCUCGGUAAUGGAUGAAGUGAAGGAGAAGGAGGCACUGCAACAAUCAAAUGAGGAGCUUAGGUUCAACAUCAAGAAAACAGAGAGUGAAAGAAUCAGUCUGAAACGAGCCAACGAGGAGAAGGAACAGAGGAUCUCUGUUCUGGAAGAGGCAAAAGCAAACUUUGAGAAAGAAUCAGCAGAUCUUCGGGCGAGCCUCCGCGAAGUUGAGAAAUCCCGCCUGGAAGCGCGUCGAGAGCUUCAGGACUUGCAUCGACAGGUAAAGACAUUGGACACUGAAAAGAUGAAGAAGACCAAAGAGAUUGUGGAUCUCCAGACCCGUGUGACCCUGGACGAACAGCGAGAAGAAGAGAACCGGCGUGAGUCAUUUGAACUGAAACAGAAAAUUCUGCAGACUGAAGCCAGCAGAGAAUCCACUCGGAAAGAGCUGGCCAACCUUCAGCGGAGGCUGAAGGAAGCAGAGCGCGAGUUUCGCAUCCGAGAGAAGGACCUGGCGGGGAGCCUGGAGGAAGCCCAGGGAAACGGGAAGAAGCUGCUGGACAACGCACGCAACCUGGAGCUGAAGCUGGAGAAAGCUCAGGCCGAAAUUCACGUGCUCUGCCUGAAACUGAGCGCGGCAGAGGGACGGGUGAACGGGCUGGAGGGCGAGCUGGCGCGGGCGGAGGGGCAGAAGCGGGACCUGGAGUUCAAGCUGAGCUGCCUGUACUCUGCCCUCCGCCGCACACUGGGAAUCAGCCGAUCUGGGCGGUCGCAGAGUCCAGUAAUCCGUGGGCAAAGUGCCUCCCCCCACAGGCGGCACUCUCCAACUAAAGGCUUUGACAACACCUUCACCACCACGACAGACGGCCAGGGCAGCCCAAUCCCUCGGACCGGGACGCCCGAGCGUAGCACCACGUCCCGCCCCGCGUCGCCCAGUCGCUCGCAGUCCCCCUCCCGCGGUGAGCAGUACGGGGCGGACAUUGACCCUGAAGUGGUUCGAGCGGGGCUGCGAGAUUUCCUUCAGGAGCUGAGGGACGCGCAGAGGGACCGGGAUGAAGCUCGUAUUCUUCUCUCUAACCUGAGCCGACAGCUGAAGGAGCUGGAGUCAGAUCGGGACAACAGCAGCAGUCGUCUGCAACAGCUGCAGAGGUCAUUGGCUGAGUGCGAGGAAGGUAAGAAGGGCGUUGACGGCCGGCUGAGCAGUGCGCAGACCGCGCUGAUGCUGCAGGAAGAGACGAUCCGUCGCAGCGAACGAGAGCACAAAGUCCUGCUUGAUAAGAUUGCUACACUGGAGAGAACAGUCCAGACAGCAGACGCCGACAGGAGAACCACACAGGACAAGAUAAGCAAAAUGAAAGCGAACGAGGCCAAGCUGGAGAACGACAAGCGUAAGCUGAAGGAGGUCCUGGACGCCUGCGAGAGCCGCACCACGAAACUGGAGCUGUCUCGCCGCUCGCUGGAAGGGGAGCUGCAGCGGACGAGGCUGGCGGCGAGCGACCGCGAGGCCGAGAUCCAGCUGCUGCAGGAGCGCGUCGAGAGCCUGCAGCGGCAGGUGGCCGACAGCCACUCCAAGAGCAGCAGCCUGCAGCUGACAGUGGACCGGCUGAACGCCUCGCUGGCCAAGUCGGAGGAGGGGGAGAGCCAGCUCAAAGACAAGGUGCAGAGCCUGUCCCUGACGCUGUCCGACAAGAUGGCCAGUACCUCGGCGCUCCAGGAGAAGGUCCAGCAGCUGCAGAAAGCCUUGAGCAGCAGCGAGCACGACCGUCGCGUCCUCCAGGAGCGUCUGGAGGCGGCGCGACAGGCGGUCGUCGAGACAAAGAAGCAGAACUCGUCGCUGUCUGACAGAGUGCAGGGCCUGCAGAACGAGCAGCAGGACAUGGAGCUGCAGCGCGCGGAGCUCGAAAGACAGCUACACAAGCAACAGGAGGUUCUGCACCAGCACCAGGAAAGUGACGAGAUGGCGCUGCAGACCGUGCGGAAGCUUCAGGAGGAGAAGCACCUUUACCAGGAGCGCCUGGGCGUCCUGCAGCGGGCUGUUGCCCAGCUGGAGAAUGAGAAGCGGGAGCUGGAGCGGUCAUCAGUCCGGCUGGAGAAGGAUAAAGCGGCCCUGAAGAAGACACUGGACAAGGUGGAGCGCGAGCGAUUGCGGUCAGAGGAAGAUACCCUGCGCGUGUCUGCGGAGAAAGGUCGCCUGGAUCACUCCCUCACAACGGUAGAGCAAGAGCUCGUGGAAGCCCAAAGGCAGACCCAGCAGCUUCAGGCCCAGCUCUCAGACGUCGAACAGAGCCACUCCCAAAGCCUAAUUGAAGCCACUGCCCGCCACCGGCAGGAGCUCCUGAAGGAGACAGAACGGUUGCGUGCCACUCAGCUGCAGACGGAGAGGACCCUCGAAGCGCGAGAGCGGGCUCAUCGACAGCGCGUGAAGGGGCUCGAGGAACAGGUACUGACGCUGAAGGAACAGCUACAGCAGGAACUCCGACGGCACCAGCCUCAGUAUUCCCACUCGAUCACCUCUGGAAAUUGACUCCAUUCUGGGCAAUUUACAACAGCGAUACAGCAGGCUGCCAGCCUGCGUUCUCUUCUAGCCCCAAAUCAAGGGACACACCAGACCCCCAUUGAUAGCGGAGUCAGGACAACCUCCACACCUACCCAACAUCUGGAUCAGAUCAUCACUCACGCGCUCCAUUGUCUUGUAUUUGUACUCCCUGUGCAUUAAUCUUACAGAGACCACUCAGAGGGGUUUUGCCAAGGCCUCAGAGAAACCUGCCUGCACAGGGUCAGGGACUCUCAAAACGGUUAAAAAUAACCAUUGGGAUAUUUGGCCUGGUUCCUUUUAUCUGAAUCAUUUCCUGCCCAUUUUAGCAGCUGGAAUGAUGGUUCCGAUUUUGAAAGGACUUCUGGGCAUGAGAGGAUUAGACUUGGUGAUCAUUGGUAGUUGGAAUUCCUGCACUGCUGUCUGCCGAUUAAAUCCCUCUGUUUCUUGAGCAUGUAUCCAAAUGGGGUAGGCCUCUGAGCAAACAACAGAAAAUCUGCAGACGCUGGAAAUCCAGAGCAACACACACAAAAUGCCGGAGGAACUCAGCAGGCCAGGCAGCGCCUAUGGGGGGAA